Amphiprion ocellaris (clown anemonefish) is the source of this 2550-nucleotide messenger RNA. It is a transcript of the gene b3gnt5b, whose product is annotated as UDP-GlcNAc:betaGal beta-1,3-N-acetylglucosaminyltransferase 5b. The record is from RefSeq and is a predicted model, not a curated record. The coding region runs from base 625 to 1788 and encodes 387 amino acids. Gene Ontology annotation, biological process: brain development. Gene Ontology annotation, cellular component: membrane. NCBI's taxonomy places the organism in Eukaryota, Metazoa, Chordata, Actinopteri, Pomacentridae. The transcript has 2 exons.
ACCGGCUCAUUUACAAGCAACUUACAGUCUACACUCAGGCCAGUGGAAGGAUCAGAAGAAAACAUACUCUCACACCACUUCACAGAUAUUCCCCACACAGACACACACUGUUCCCCCACACAGAGCCUUUGACUGUUUCACUAAGGAUUGAUGCCUGAUUCUGACAAGCGUUUCGCCUCCUGUCAUCUGAAGGAAAAAGUAAACUUCAAGCAGCGGAGAAGGAGACUCAGGGAGGGAAAGAAGAUUUGCUGCCACUGUGUUGGAUUCACACGCAGAUAUUCUCCUUUGCCGGUGAGUGUUGGAAUGAUCCUUCGGCUGAUGAACCAGAAGAUUCAUGGGUGAAAAAUGACUCUCCAGCUGCUGGACGACUCUGAGCGUGUGAGCGAUUCUGCUGCAAUGGAGGAUGUUUCCCAGCAAGCCCAGUGACUCCCACCACUGCCCAUGCCUGCUGCUGAAUGUGGAACCCCUAGGAUGGAAGACCCAGCAAAUGCUGCUCUGAGGCACUGGAACAACUCUCUCAACCUCUGUUAUCUCGCCUCCUUCAAACACACUGACACAAUCAGCUGCCUCACUUCUAUCUCCAACCAGACAGGGACCACCGCCACCGGGUGACCAGAUUCCAGGAUGUUUGUGAAUUUCCGCCGGAUACGAAAAUGCCAAUGUGUGCAGCUGAUGACCACAUGCCUGGUGCUGUCAGUGGUGAUGGUUUGCUGGGAGCAGCUGGACAACAACGUUGUGAACCACGUCAAGUCAUACUCGUACCGCUACCUGGUCAACCGCUUCACCUACAUCAACAAGAGCCUCACCAUCUCACGUGAGCAGGCCAGAAGUUUCAGCAGCUUCCACUACCUGCUGGACCACCCUGAGAAGUGCAGCAAUGAGGACGUCCUCCUCCUCCUCUUUGUCAAGACAUCCCCAGAUAAUAUUGAGAGGCGAAAUGCCAUCAGAUCCACCUGGGGUAAUGAGACCUACAUUAAAAACGUGCUGGGAGUGACGGUCAAGGUGGUGUUCGCCUUGGGAGCAAUUCAGACCAAGAAGGAGGAGCCUUUGUGGAGCAAGAGGAGUGGCGUCGGCUUCCAGGACCAGCUCAUCCAAGAGGACCGUGUCUAUGGCGAUUUGGUCCAGCAAGACUUUUUAGACUCCUUCCACAAUCUGACCCUGAAGCUGAUCCUGCAGUUUCACUGGAUGCACAAUCGCUGCGCACACGCACGCUUCUUCAUGACCGCUGAUGACGACAUCUUCAUCCACAUGCCCAACCUGGUGAGCUACCUGCAAGACGUGAGCAGCAAAGGCAUCACAGACUUUUGGAUCGGCCGAGUGCACAGAGGGGCACCGCCCAUCCGCAGCAAAGACAGCAAAUACUACGUUCCCUUUGAGAUGUACCAGUGGUUUUCUUACCCUGACUACACGGCUGGGGCCGGCUAUGUCGUCUCCAGCGACGUAGCGGACAGAAUCUACCAUGCCACACUGACCCUGAAUGCCUCGCUUUACAUAGAUGAUGUGUUCAUGGGCAUCUGCGCCAAUGCCAUCGGCGUGUCGCCACAGGAGCACGUCUAUUUCUCAGGGGAGGGCAAGGCGCCUUACCACCCAUGUAUCUACAACCAGAUGAUGACGUCACACGGCCAUGUAGAGGACAUUUACGACCUGUGGAAAACAGCGACACACCCACAGGUCAAACAGAGCACCUCGGGACUCAUGGGGAGGCUGUACUGCACCGCCGUGAAAAUGGCUCUCCUUUGCAAACCCUCAUACACGAACACCUACCCUUGCAAAGCAGCCUUUUUGUAGUAUUAGUCAGGUGUGUGUGUGUGUGUCAGUGCGUGACAGAGAGAGCGAGAAUGUGCCAUACUGUAGGUCAUAAAAUGAGGUCAUUGCUGUGAAUAUUACCUCAGUCCUUUCAGUCGGACAUCCAUGUCAAAGCACUGUGUUCUGUGUUGUGCGAGACGCCAGAGAGAGCCGACGUUUUACGUCACUGUUAGUAAGAAAUCACCAACAAAUAAAGGACUUCUAGUCUCUGUGGUUAAAAAAUGUCAACACUGGCUCUGCACUGACAGUACAAUGUGAAAAAAGGUUCUGAAGUGAUGCCAUUUACAUGUUGUUCCAAUUCAAACCCAAUCCUCUCACAAACCAGUCAGCUCAUUUUCAUCUCAGUCAGUUAAUCAAGACUGUACCUCCUCAUUUUUGUUAAUUUUGCACUCAUCCACUACUGUGAUACAUAAAAGGCUUGCCAAAAUUUGUAACGCUGGCAUUUCCCUAUUUCACCAGAGUCAAAAUAAUCGUGCUUUGUUAAAAACUGAUGGGCUUAUAGGAGGUCUGUAUUAUGAAAAGAGAUGAUGAUGUGAAACAGAAGCGGCACAUCUGGGUGUCAUUGAUGUGUGAGUCAGCGUAAGACAAAUAUACAGCAGAUCAGUGACAUGUCAAAGCUAAAAAUGUCUCCAUGUCAUGAAGUGCUAAAGUAGAGCACAUGUGUAACUGAAAAGACUCAACAAACGGUUCUUGUGCUGGGGGGGUAGGGGGGUGGGGGGUUAUGUAAUGGUUAAAUGGUUUAUU